This is a messenger RNA of Parastagonospora nodorum SN15, 522 nucleotides long. RefSeq lists its product as hypothetical. The record is from RefSeq and is a predicted model, not a curated record. The transcript is spliced from 2 exons. Lineage: Eukaryota; Fungi; Ascomycota; Dothideomycetes; Pleosporales; Phaeosphaeriaceae. The coding region runs from base 1 to 522 and encodes 173 amino acids.
AUGACAAAAGGCAUCCUCUGGGUCUCAUCCCGCAUAACACAGCCUGAUAAACUCUCCCCCGAGAAAUUCUGCAAGUGGUACGAAGACGUGCACAUCCAAGAAGUCCUCGUCCUCCCCAGCCUCCCCUCCGCCAUCCGCUGGGAAGCCAUGUCCCCCCAGCCAGGCCCCGACACGCUCUCCACCUCCGCGCCCUGGCUCACCGUCUACGAAAUGACCGACGUGGACUACCGAAACUCGCCCGCAUUUCGCGCGCUCAACGGACAGACGCCGCCACCUCAAGAACUGCUGGACGAGAUAUUCAAGAACGCGCGCUUCGACACGCGCUUCUAUCAGGAAGUGCAGAACUACGAAAACCCCAACGUCACCGGAGCGCCUGCAGAUGGUGCGUUUUUGAUUUCCGCAGCCCUGCAACCUCCCGCGUCCACUGAAGCGAUCGCCGAUUUCAACAAGUGGUAUGCAGACGAACAUCUCGCUAUGCUGGCUAAAGCACCCGGGUAUGUGCGCACGCGCAGCGCUGCAUGA